AUGCAGAAUCCCACAAAACCAUUCGAUCUUCCCGAUGAUAACGUUGCUUCUUCUUCUUCAACGAUUCGGAAUCCAAGAAUGGAAAUUGGUUCUUCUUCUUCUAGGAUUGUGAAUUCGAGAAGGCGAAUUUCUUUAUCUCUACGUAAACCAAGAAAUUAUUGUCCUGCAAGAGUUGGGAAAACCAUAAUUGAUCCAAACAAAAACCAUACGUAUCUUCUCAAAAAUGAAAUUGGUUCUUCUUCUAAUGGAGCUUGCCAUGUCUACAAAGCUCUGUUCUCCAAAUAUUCUACAAAAAACAGAGCACAUACUCCUUCUGGCCAUGUCACUUUGAAGGUCAUCAACAGAAUCGUAUUCGUAAACGAAAGCAAAGAGCUUCAACACAGUAUCAAUGUAUCGAAAGGUCAUAGUACUACAAUAAACAUAAUUGGAAUCAAGAAUAAUUUCAAUACUGAAGAAUUCAAAUGCGUUUCAUUGCCUUAUAUGUCACAUGGAUCACUCCGUUACAUUCUCUCUACUCGUCCUGAUAAAAAAUUGCCAGAGGAAUUCAUUGCUAUAGCUCUUAAAGAAGUACUUAUCGGUCUACAAGAUGAGCUUCAUCUUAAAAUUGAUUCAAGGGUUCAUAACACUUUAAAUGCUGGAGAUAUUUUUGUUGAUAUCAACAAUGCUAAUGGCGAAAUGUUGAUCAAAUUAGCAUUUGAAGCAUCAGUUUAUGACUCCGAAGACAUCAAUGUAGAGGAAAACUCAAAUGAAGAAGAAGAUAUUUCGCGAUCCCCUCCAUUUUUGGACCCGAAGAAAAUUGCUAUAUGGGGUGCUGCACCAGAGGGGGCGAUUGGACCAAAAUCUGAUAUUUGGCUAUUGGGAAUAACGGCAUUGGAAUUAGCUUACGGAGAAUUACCUGUGACGAAUAGUGAAGAAUUGAUUCAUAUAAUUAAAAAGAUAAGGAAGAAGAAGAGAUUUCCAAUAUCACUCGAAAAGCUGUUGAUCGUCAAGAAGGGAUGGAGAUUCAAGAAAACAGAGCAUAAUCUGUUUAAACAAAAGGUGUUUUCGGAAAAGUUUGAGAAGAUGGUUGUGAAAUGUCUUUCGAAGAAUCCAAGGAAGAGGCCAACUGCUAAACAGCUUCUGAAAAGUUCAUUCUUUAAAAAACAAAGGGAUAUCGAAAAGUUUAAGCAAUUUGUGUUGAAUACUGAGGAGAACAAUUGA
Molecule: messenger RNA, 1200 nt
Organism: Solanum tuberosum (potato)
Lineage: Eukaryota; Viridiplantae; Streptophyta; Magnoliopsida; Solanales; Solanaceae
Product: serine/threonine-protein kinase BLUS1-like
Exons: 1
Coding region: 1-1200 (399 amino acids)
Biological process (GO): protein phosphorylation
Molecular function (GO): protein serine/threonine kinase activator activity; protein kinase activity; ATP binding
Source: RefSeq, a predicted model, not a curated record